Salmo salar (Atlantic salmon) is the source of this 3866-nucleotide messenger RNA. Lineage: Eukaryota; Metazoa; Chordata; Actinopteri; Salmoniformes; Salmonidae. The record is from RefSeq and is a predicted model, not a curated record.
UCUCCCCUCUCUCUAUCUCUCCCCCUCUCUCUCUCUCUCUCUGCAGGUGUUGGUUGCGGUUGGACACAUAUUUUAUAUGGAGCUUCAUAGGCCCUGCCACGCUCAUAAUAAUGCUGAACGUGAUCUUCCUGGGUAUCGCCCUCUAUAAGAUGUUCCACCAUACAGCUAUCCUCAAACCAGACUCUGGAUGCCUGGACAACAUCAAAUCGUGGGUGAUUGGUGCCAUAGCUCUCCUCUGCCUGUUGGGUCUGACCUGGGCGUUUGGUCUGAUGUAUAUCAAUGAGAGUACAGUGAUCAUGGCCUACCUGUUCACCGUCUUCAACUCCCUACAGGGCAUGUUUAUAUUCAUCUUCCACUGCAUACUACAGAAGAAGGUGCGUAAGGAGUAUGGGAAGUGUUUGCGUACCCACUGCUGCAGUGGUAAGAGUGUAGAGACCUCCAUCUCGUCCUCUGGAAAGAACCACACCACGUCUCGAACGCCAGGACGAUACUCCACGGGGUCACAGGUCAUCUUGCCUGCCUGUACACCUGGACGGUACUCUACAGAAGACUCCCAGAGUCGUAUCAGGAGGAUGUGGAAUGAUACAGUGAGGAAACAGGAGUCAUCCUUUAUGACAGGAGACAUCAACAGUUCAGCCACACUCAACAGAGGAGCGAUGGCUAAUCAUCUGUUAACUAAUACUCUCCUUCAUCCCCAUGGUUCUAACCAUCCUUAUAACUCUCUGCUGGGGGAUGCCAACCACCAAACAGUCUGUAACAACCCCAACGUGGCUGGCAUGUACAACACACAAGCCCCCUACAGAGACACAAAGGGAAUCCUGAACAACGCGCGAGACUCCAGCGUCAUGGAUACGCUCCCUCUCAACGGUAACCACGGCAACAACUACAGCGUGGCGAGCGGCGACUACCUUAGCGACAGCGUUCAGAUUCUAGAACGCGGCGGCGUCAGCGGUUACAGUACCUACGGCAACCACAAGGAGACAACAUUAGAAAAGCAGAUCCUGAAAGAGUUAACUUCCAACUACACCCCUUCGUAUUUGAACAACCACCAACGGUCGGCGACCACUGAACGCAACCACAACCUGAUGAAUAAGAUGGUCAACAUCGGUAAUGGCACCGGUAACCUGGGCGGCCUGGUCGGUAACAGCAGUAACGGAAUCGGAAUUGGUGGCGUAGUCGGCGGCGGGAGUAACCAUGACUACGACUUGAGUAACGACGGUGUCGACGUUAGUCACAUGGUGCUGGAUAACCCCAACGCUGCCUUCCCAUUGGAUGAGAAUUUGGGAUUGGAGAUUAUAAGGGAGGAGUCAAACGCCCCACUCCUCCCACCCCGCCCCCUGCCUCCCCCAGACAGCCUCCCCCACCCUCACCCUCCUCCCCCGCCCCCCCAUAACUUCUCCCGCCCCCGGCGCAUCCCCCAGGAGACCAGCGAGAGCUUCUUCCCCCUCCUGACCAAUGAGCAGACAGACGAGACGCCGCAAUCACCCAAUCACAGAAACUCUCUGUACACCUCCAUGCCCGUGUUAACAGAUUUACCGGAUGGCCACGGUAGUCACGGGCAGAUGAACGGUUUAGCGGACGGUGAGAUGGACGACAGCGGGGAGAUUCAGGCCGGUAACAGCAGCACUGGGAGCGGACCGGGGCCAGAGGCGGAUGAUGUUUAUUAUAAGAGCAUGCCAAACCUGGGGUCCAGGAACCACCUCCACCAGCUCCACCAUUACUACCAGAUGGGGCGGGGGGGCAGCGACGGCUACAUGGUGCCUGUCAACAAGGAGGAUUCUGAUUCGUCGCCCGAGGAGCCCCUGACCCCCGUUGACCCCUCCCACCUGGUCACGAGCCUAUAGACCAAUGAGAAGACUCUAAACCCCUUAUUUUCCGGGCCCCACCUUCUUUUUUAGUCCCAACUCCCAGAAUAGUUAUAUGUUGAUGAUUGAUUGACAGUUGGCGCUGACCAAUGAAGGCCUGGUUGAACGGACUCACUUCCUGAUUCUUUCCUGUGGUUAGUGGCAAUAGGGAUGAUACUGAGCUAUCAUUGGCCGGAAGGGAGAUGAGAGAGGAGAAUUCGAUUGGAUAGAGAUGGAUUGUAUUUAGACCAGAAUGAACUAAACUGGGUGGCUCGAAACUAAGACCGUUUUUUGUGAAUAUUCUUCAGGAAUGGAAAUAUGAACUAGUACCUGAAGGAGGGGGAAUGGAGGGAAGGAUCUGUCAGUUCACCUGUCUUGAUAGAUUCCCCUGGAUCGUAGCCCAGAUAAAUCCUACCAUGGACCUGUAGCAGAUCCUAACUUAGUCUUUUUCACUGUCAAAAACAUCAGGCUACUCUUCCAAGCCCUGGACACUGGUCAAAAUAAUCUAGCCAAUCACCAGGCUUCUCCUUGUUCUUCUACUACCUGACCUGCCAAUCAGUAGAGUAUGUAUGAUAAACCCCGCCCCCUCACAUUACUAUUUUAUUAGACGUUAUUCUAAACACUGUAACCAUGGCUACAGAUGACAGGGUAGUUAGAGGAAGUCUUCCUCCUGUCUGAUGAACUGAACUGAAACGGAUGGUGAAAACCUUUUUUUUACUGGACUGUCAUGUUACAUUCCUGUUCCUGCAAGGUGUACAGACUCAACUGAACUUUACUGUUGGAUGUUGGAGUGGUUCCCUAAGUAUGAACUAGACAAAGAUGAAGGAUUCAAAUGGACUGAAACAGACGCAUUUCUGACCCCCGGGGGGAACGUUUUAUUUCUGCUCGUUUUUUUAUUUUCUUCUGUAACCAUGGCUACAGAUGACAGGGUAGUGAGAGGAUUUCUAUGUGUUGUACAGAAUAUAGAUAGUGUUGCGUUAUGUCUGACUGGAUAGCUUCAUGUUUCUGCUUUUAUUUGAACCUCUGGGACUGUAAUAGUGAAGACGUGUUGUCCUGUCCUGCUGGUGUAACACCUGUUCAACCACACUAGUUACAGGUUCUCACUGCUUCUUACCAACAAAAUAUACACACACACACACACACACACUUCAUCCUGGGUCGUUUUCUAUCUCGAAGCAUCUCCAUCACUUCUAUUUUGAGAAACCAAUCGUAUCUAUAUAUUUUUUAUGUCUGUGUAGAUUUGCGAACCAACGGGGGACAAAGUGAUAUAUGGCAAAGGCAUGUGGGGGACUUCAGACGGUUACUAUGGAAACCAGAGAUUCUGUAUAGAUGGAACACCCCCCCCCCCCACACACACACACACACUCUCCAUAGCUCCUGUUGACGCAAACCAAACAACACAGAGGAAGCCUGUAUAUUGAGUUGAAACGUAAUGGGGGAAGUUCACCCUCAGAUAGCGUGGGAUAUGGGUUGAACUUUUGACAUGAAAACAUCUGAGAAAACAUCUGGGGGAAAAACAUGUGAGAAGCGUUGGCUUUGGGUUGAGCCAUCUCGUCUAAAGGGAAAUGCCACUAUUCCUAUAUAAGGUGGGUCCCUGUCUGUGAGAGGACAUGAUUCUAUAGUGGAGAUGAAACUACACUGUCCCAAUGUGGAGACAGAAAUAAUGUUUCACUUAUUUAAGAGGCGAGCUUUCUGAAGUGUAGCUUGAACAUGUAUAUCCCACGGACUGUACCCCCGAUGACAAGAGAGCCAGAGAGAUAUGGUUUAUUUAUCUGUUUACGGGUUUAUAAAGGCUGCGUACCAAAUGGCAACCUAUUCCCUUUAUAGUGCACAUCAUUUAUUAGGGCACUAAUCAAAAGUAGGUCACUAUGAAGGGAAUAGACUGCCGAUUGGAACCUAUCCAGAGAGAAACAAAAAAACUCUGAAAGAAGAAGUUGUGAUUUCAGGGCAGAGAGAGAGAGAGAGAGAGGAGAGAGAGAGAGAGAGAGAGAGAGAGGGAGAGAGAGAGGGAGAAAGAGAGAG